AACUACGUCGUAAAGAUGGCAGAUUUAAGACGACAUCGUAUAGCUUCUCGCGAGGUCAUAUAAGCAGUCUCAACUCUCAUGACUCAAAUUGUCAUUUUCGUGGUUGCCCCUCACCGAUUCUUUCUCCUCGGAAAUCUAUAGCAGAAUUUUUGCAGCUUUUAAUAAAAAUGUCAGCCAAAUACAUCGUCGGUUCUUUACUGGGAUCUCUCACUAUUGCAUAUAUUGGUGACAAUUUGAUUGCUGACCAGAAGAUAUUUGGAGGUACAACUCCUAAAACUGUCUCAAGUAAAGAAUGGUGGAUAGAGACCGACAAGAAGUUCCAGGCAUGGCCUCGAACUGCUGGUCCACCAGUGGUCAUGAACCCCAUUAGCCGUCAAAAUUUCAUCGUCAAGUCAAGUCUUGAUCAAUAAAAAUACUCGUUUGAAGUAUUGCUUCUUUCUUUGUUAUUCCAUGCUAUAGAUUCUUGGUUAUGUUAUUCUUAAACAAUUGAUACUUGGGAGACUGAAUCUUGCUUUUAGUUUGCUGUUUGGUUCACCACCCCUGACCCCUCUAAGUGGGACUUCCUGUUAUGCUGCAUAACAGCUGGUAAUAAGUGUUGUAUGGUUGACAUUUUUAUGGAGUUGUUCUGCAAAUAGAAAGACAAUGUUUGAUUAUCAAUC
This is a messenger RNA of Sesamum indicum (sesame), 659 nucleotides long. Its product is annotated as ozone-responsive stress-like protein (DUF1138). Lineage: Eukaryota; Viridiplantae; Streptophyta; Magnoliopsida; Lamiales; Pedaliaceae. The record is from RefSeq and is a predicted model, not a curated record.